AUGUUUAUGGCAAGGUCCGAAUAUGGUAUCACCUUCUCCCCGGAAGGCCGUCUCUUCCAGGUCGAAUACUCGCUCGAGGCGAUCAAGCUCGGUUCCACAGCCAUUGGUGUCGCCACCUCGGAAGGCGUGAUCCUGGGCGUUGAGAAGCGCGUCACCUCGACGCUGCUCGAGACCUCGUCGGUGGAGAAGAUUGUCGAGAUUGACCGGCACAUCGGGUGCGCCAUGUCCGGGCUCCAGGCCGACGCCCGCAGCAUGGUCGAGCACGCCCGCGUCGAGUGCCAGAGCCACGCGUUCAACUACAACGAGAACCUCCGCGUCGAGAGCUGCACCCAGGCCAUCUGCGACCUGGCCCUGCGCUUUGGCGAGAGCGCCGACGGCGAGGAGAGCAUCAUGAGCAGGCCGUUCGGCGUCGCCCUGCUCAUCGCCGGCUAUGAUGAGGACGGCCCGUCGCUGUACCACGCCGAGCCCAGCGGCACCUUCUACCGCUAUGAUGCCAAGGCCAUCGGAUCCGGAAGCGAAGGCGCCCAGGCAGAGUUGCAGAACGAGUACCACAAGUCUCUCACAAUCGAGGAUGCCGAGACGCUAGUUCUGAAGACGCUGAAGCAGGUCAUGGAGGAGAAGCUGGACUCAAAGAACGUGCAGCUCGCAAGCGUCACAAAGGAGAAGGGUUUCAGAAUAUACACGGACGAGGAAAUGGCCGCCGUGGUGGAGAGGCUGCCAGCAAACUAG
This is a messenger RNA of Microdochium trichocladiopsis, 729 nucleotides long. RefSeq names its product nucleophile aminohydrolase. The record is from RefSeq and is a predicted model, not a curated record. The transcript has 3 exons. Gene Ontology annotation, cellular component: nucleus; proteasome core complex, alpha-subunit complex; proteasome core complex. Bases 1 to 729 code for a protein of 242 amino acids. Gene Ontology annotation, biological process: proteasome-mediated ubiquitin-dependent protein catabolic process. NCBI's taxonomy places the organism in Eukaryota, Fungi, Ascomycota, Sordariomycetes, Xylariales, Microdochiaceae.